Messenger RNA from Dermacentor andersoni, 1518 nucleotides. RefSeq lists its product as uncharacterized. The record is from RefSeq and is a predicted model, not a curated record. Lineage: Eukaryota; Metazoa; Arthropoda; Arachnida; Ixodida; Ixodidae.
UGUCAAGUUUCAGCUGCGAGAACCUAAGUAAAAAUAACUACUACAAAAGUUGGCUGCAAUUGUGCUUUCAGGAGCAUGUGCAUGAUGCAGUAUUAAAUUCAUGCCGAAUAAGUGCGUCAUCUAGCUAAGCUGACUGAAAUGUGGCCGCUCCAUCUUGUUGCAAUUGGAGUGGAGACAUGAGUCGCCUGGUAUGUGUCGGCACUGUGAGAGCACCAUGUUAGAUUGCACAGUGACAAGAAAUGUGAAUUUUUUCCUCCGUUGUUGUAAACUGACGUGUGGUGCACUCACCAUCUGUUGCAGCGACAGAUUCAGCUUCGCAGCAAGAGGGAAGGCUCAAUUUAUUAUGCUAGCCGUCGUAAAAAAAAAAAAAGAAAGAUUGGUUUGGUUGCCAGGUAAGGCGGACGGUUUGCUGCACACAGGUGUGUGACAUGCGCGGACGAGGUUUGCGGACGAAUCCCGUAUGGUGAAAACUCCACGAACUGUAGUAUCCACGUGGCUCCGCGCGAACUUACAGAGCUCCCAGAGGGCGAGUGGUUGCGCACACUCUGUCAGUAACAGGUCCAGUCUACGUUUCAGCCGGCGAGUUCCAUUCUACUUAGAACUCGGAAGAAAAUAUGCAGGCUGGCGCAGUCGUGCUUACCGUAUCCUUUGCUGCUGUGGGAUGGGCAGGGUUUCCUUUCAUGUGGCAUCCCGGACGAGGACCGCCUGGAUCUCUUGGGCCUCCUGGUCUUCUUGGCAAACAUAUGCCACCUGGCAUCUGGAAGAAUAUUCACGGUAAUGGUCCACCCGGACAUCACCACCGACCGCACAAUCCGCCACCUCUUCCGCCACCACCUCCAGCAACAGAAGCAACGACAUCUGGUUCAGAAGAUGCAGACACCUCCUCUGUAACAGACGCUUCGACGACUUCACUGAGCACAUUGCCGCCUAGCGAAGAGGCUACGGAGGUCACCAAUGCAGUUACAAAUGACGUCGCAUCAGACAGCUCGACUGAGAUACAAGCAGAUGUCUCGACACCGGUAGCCACAGCGGAAUCAGCUACGAAUGAGAACGUUUCAGAAGGUGCCACGGAUACUACUGCGGAUACAAGUACCUCUGAUGGAGAAGCAGGGACGGCAACUGAGACUGAAACAGGCGAGCUUCCAACAGAGGGUGCAGCAGAGACACCCACAAGUGACGCCACCGCGGAGAGUGCGCCAGUACAGGAUACAGAUGCAGCUACAAAUUCUCACUCCACAGACACAGACACUACAGGGGGUGGUGCGGCUACGGAAAGCAGUCCAGAAGGUAGCGAAUCUCCCUCAGUAAACGAUGCUACCAAUGACAGCUCAGCUACGAGCAUUUGAUGCUGGAGACAUUCAUUGAACAGCAGGAGUGGUAAGAAGCUAAUAAAGAAUCACAGUCCUGUGCCUACUUAUAUUAAGGCAGUGCCAUGAAAGCCCUGCAAAUUUCGUUUUGAAGGCUGCAAUGGAAACUGCGCUUUGGCUCGAAAUACAAGACCAAAUUACUGUUUCAAAA